UGUUAUGACACCUAUUUUGUAACAGGGUAAACAGGGGUGAUAUUUGUUUGUCCACACUUAAUCUGGAAAACCACGGGAAGCACUUGUCCAGAGCCACAGCUGCACAUUCAGCUCCGUAAAUGUUUCCAGCCUGUAGAUAUUCCCUCCAAGCACGGAGGUGUAUACAUGCACUAAAGGCGGUUCAAGCGGAGCAUGUCGCACCUCAGUUGUACUCCUCACGGUGUUCCUCCUCAUCUGUGCCACGAAUUACCACUCAUUACACAGUGUACCCCAGAGAUAAGGACCCACGAUGGGAAGGGGUGGAAAUGGAACGCUUCGCUGACGAGGCAGACGUUGUCAUUGUUGGUGGCGGUCCAGCCGGCCUGUCAGCAGCCAUUCGGCUGAAGCAGCUGGCCAAUCAGCACGAGAAAGAGCUGCGGGUUUGUGUAGUGGAGAAGGCGUCUCAGAUCGGAGCGCACACGUUGUCUGGAGCCUGUCUAGAGGUCACUUCACUCAAUGAGCUUAUUCCAGACUGGAAGGAGAGAGGGGCACCACUGAACACUCCAGUUACAGAAGACAAAUUUUCCAUUUUGACAGAAAAAUACCGCAUUCCUGUUCCAAUAUUACCAGGACUUCCAAUGAAUAACCAUGGAAACUACUUAGUUCGUCUGGGGCAUUUUGUACGCUGGCUUGGGGAGCAGGCAGAGGAGCUGGGAGUGGAGCUGUAUCCAGGCUAUGCUGCAUCUGAGGUGCUGUUUCAUGAGGAUGGAAGUGUGAAAGGAAUUGCAACCAAUGAUGUUGGCAUUUCUAAAGAUGGGUCUCCAAAGGAUGUGUUUGAGAGAGGCAUGGAGCUCCACGCUAAGGUCACUCUGUUUGGGGAAGGCUGCCACGGGCACCUGGCCAAGCAACUCUACAAGCAGUUCAAUCUCAGGGAGAACUGUGAGCCCCAGACAUACGCUAUUGGACUCAAAGAGCUUUGGGUUAUUGAUGAGAAGAAGUGGCACCCAGGACGGACGGAGCACACGGUUGGCUGGCCUCUGAACAGGAACACAUAUGGAGGCUCCUUCCUGUACCACCUCAAUGAGGGAGAACCACUGGUGGCCCUGGGCUUUGUUGUAGGUUUGGACUACAGUAAUCCCUACCUGAGCCCGUUCAGGGAAUUCCAGCGUUGGAAACAUCACCCCUUGAUAAUGUCUACCCUGGAGGGUGGCAACAGGAUAGCAUAUGGAGCCAGAGCCCUUAAUGAAGGAGGUUUCCAGUCGAUUCCUAAACUGACCUUCCCAGGCGGCAUGCUGAUAGGGUGCAGUCCGGGCUUCAUGAACGUGCCCAAGAUCAAAGGCACACACACGGCCAUGAAGAGUGGCAUGUUGGCAGCCGAGACAGCCUUCAUGAAAAUCACAGAUGAGAAUCUGCAGUCGGAAACAGCAGGUCUCUAUAUUCCUGAAUAUGAGGAAGCUUUUAAAAAGUCCUGGAUCUGGAAGGAGUUGUAUUCUGUGAGGAACAUCAGACCAUCUUUCCAUAAUUACUUUGGACUCUACGGAGGAAUGGUAUACACAGGAAUCUUCUACUGGAUUUUUAGAGGAAAAGAACCAUGGACUCUGAAGCAUAAUGGUCUGGACUGUGAUCAGCUGAAGCCGGCUAAGAACUGUACACCCAUUGAGUACCCAAAGCCUGAUGGGAAGAUCAGCUUUGAUCUGUUGUCAUCUGUAGCCUUGAGUGGGACUAAUCAUGAGCAUGACCAGCCAGCCCAUCUGACGCUCAAAAACGACAGUGUUCCUGUGGCCCAAAACCUUGCGAUUUACGACGGUCCCGAGCAAAGGUUCUGUCCGGCUGGUGUGUACGAGUAUGUUCCUCUUGAGACGGGCGAUGGCAUGAGAUUACAGAUUAACGCACAGAACUGCGUCCACUGCAAGACCUGCGAUAUAAAAGACCCCAGCCAGAACAUCAACUGGGUUGUGCCUGAGGGCAGCGGGGGACCAGCAUAUAACGGCAUGUGAUUUCAGCAUUACAUAUUUUUAUUAUCAUCAUUACUGGGGAACAUUGCACAGGUUCAUAAUCAAUGCUUUUAAAGACUUGAGAGUCCUUCUGAUGUGCCUAAGGGACAGAAUGUCCUCGUAUCCUGUGAUAUGAGCUUGAAGUGUAAUUACAUAAAGUGGCUUUGCAUAUUUCAGGUUUGAUCAAAUUGUAUGAAUUUUACAUAUAACAUCUGUCUAAGGAAUGUGUCAUAAAAGACAAAGGAUCGUGUUGGAUUGACAACCAAAGGGACGUUUUAGGUCACCAUGAUCCAGUUAACUGUAAACUGACAGUUUUGUAUAUAUUAUCAAAGUUGGAAAACUAACUGGUAGA
This is a messenger RNA of Rhinichthys klamathensis goyatoka, 2325 nucleotides long. RefSeq names its product electron transfer flavoprotein dehydrogenase (gene etfdh). Gene Ontology annotation, molecular function: iron-sulfur cluster binding; electron-transferring-flavoprotein dehydrogenase activity. Gene Ontology annotation, cellular component: mitochondrial inner membrane. The coding region runs from base 120 to 1976 and encodes 618 amino acids. NCBI's taxonomy places the organism in Eukaryota, Metazoa, Chordata, Actinopteri, Cypriniformes, Leuciscidae. Gene Ontology annotation, biological process: electron transport chain. The record is from RefSeq and is a predicted model, not a curated record. The transcript has 13 exons.